UCGCGUCGGCAUGCACGUCCUGACUCGCGCGACGCCCCAUCCCGUCGCGAUGUCCUCCGGGUGCGAGACGCCAUCGCACAGGGUCUUCGUGUACGGAACGUUGAAGCGCGGGUUCUACAACCACCGGCUGCUCCGGGAGAUGGACGCCAAAUUCCUGGGCGAGGCGCUUACGCGGAAGCCUUGGCGGAUGGUGCUGGGCGAGUACGGCAUACCUUACCUGAUGCGGGGUGAGGCGGACGGAAGCGCGGUCGUGCCGGGUGAGUUGUGGGAGGUGGACGACGAGGGGUUGGACGCGCUGGAUGUCCUGGAGGGGAUCGACGAGGGGAUGUACGAAAGGGUCACCCUGGACGUCGCGACGAGGGAAGGGGCGGAUGGGGCGGUAGAUGGUGGCUUCGCGACGACAGCGCAGGCGUUCGUGUGCGGACCGGAGUCCGAGCGGCGCGGCAUCGGAACGACGUGGAGUGAGGAGAUCGCGGCGUACGACCUGAAGACGCACGAGGCGUCGUACGUGCCCAAGCACGAGCGCGCGGCGGGUUCGUUGGGCACCGAGUCCCUCGGGCGUCGACGGAGCUAAGUGUCAACACGACGAACCCGUCCACGUCGAAGAGCUAUCUACUAGAGCUAGGCUGGUCGAAGGUGAAGUCGUCGUCCCCU
This is a messenger RNA of Micromonas commoda, 654 nucleotides long. RefSeq lists its product with no specific name. Gene Ontology annotation, molecular function: gamma-glutamylaminecyclotransferase activity. NCBI's taxonomy places the organism in Eukaryota, Viridiplantae, Chlorophyta, Mamiellophyceae, Mamiellales, Mamiellaceae. The record is from RefSeq and is a predicted model, not a curated record. The transcript has a single exon. Bases 50 to 574 code for a protein of 174 amino acids.